Messenger RNA from Ceratitis capitata (Mediterranean fruit fly), 2142 nucleotides. It is a transcript of the gene Phax, whose product is annotated as phosphorylated adapter RNA export protein. Gene Ontology annotation, biological process: snRNA export from nucleus. The record is from RefSeq and is a predicted model, not a curated record. The transcript has 5 exons. Lineage: Eukaryota; Metazoa; Arthropoda; Insecta; Diptera; Tephritidae. Gene Ontology annotation, cellular component: nucleus. The coding region runs from base 377 to 1828 and encodes 483 amino acids.
UUGCUUUUGAUCAGAGCACCUUGUACGUUACUUAGAAUUACGAGACUCGAUAUUUCGAUCAGCCCCACUAUUAUUUGACAGUUGUGCAUCAGCUGAGUCGACAUUGCUGCAACCCGCUAUGCAACUCUGUAGUACACACUUUCUCAAGGAAAUCCACUGCUAGGAAAAUAAAAUUACAGUAUAAACAUUUUUUGCGACAAUUUGAUCAUUUCUUUUGAAAUCCUCUAAUGACGCUAGACAGUAUACAACAGCAGACAAAUUAAUGGUAAUGUAUAAAGUAAUUUUCUAGCUUGCGAUAAGUAAAAGUUUAAGGACUUUGACAAUUAAACUGCAACGGAAGUAAAAGUGCGACGCAACAUUUCAUCACACCUCGAAAAUGAUGGGAAUAAAUGCAAAUUCAUAUGACGUUGACUUGGAGGAUGGAGAGAUUUCGGCUAGUUCAGAUGACGGGUAUACACCAUUGCAACGCCCAAACACACUGACCAUCAACACUUCGUCCACGCAUGAUGGCGCGACUACCAUAGCCGAUCAGUGCAGUCCUCUAGCAACAUGUCAUGAUAUGCAGCGGGCGCUAGAAGAAGAUGACUUGGAUGAUACUCAUGGAAGCAGCGGUGAUUCAUCAUCAAGUGAAUCCUCUGAUGCGUGUAUCAAAAAAUUAACAAAUACACCGACACACGAUGGCGCAACUGAUUUGCACUCUCAACGGAAACGUCGAAAACGGGUGCGCCGAACAGUGAUGGUACGUGUACCACCGGCUGACAUGGAGACACAAGAAAAACGUGCCAAAUUUAAGAAGUACAAUGUCUGGACAGCAGCAUUACAGGAAGAAGCACUAACUGAAGACAUGCGUGGAUGUGAAGUAGCGCGUGUGGAUGGUGCCAUUAACGACCGCAACGUUGAAAAUUAUGAUUUUUCCCUACACCGACGUUUGAAUGGUGGAAAUUGCCUUAAACGACGUCUUUCCAAUUCAACAGAUGACUUUUCAGACAAUGAGCUCAUGCCGGUAGCAAAACGUGGACGCUGUGCUAGUGAAGCUGCUGCACAUCGACGCUCAGUAAAAAGUCGAUUGGGAUAUCGAACACGUACACUGCGCGAAAGGCGUGGAUCAUCACCAACAAGUGGUUCAGAUACCUCAUACGAACCCCGACAUAUACUUGACUUAGAACCGCUAGAAGGACGUGAUCCAGUGGAUGUUGCCCGUGAAAUGUCAAAUAAAUUAAGAGAGGAAAAGGAUGAAUUAUUGGUACGUAUUGUUGAUGUUUUGGGCACGAAAUUACCUGUGGAAAUUUAUAAAGAAACGCAGCGUAUUGAAUUGGAUGGCGGCAUGAUGAUAAUGAAUGGCAAGCGGCGCCGAACACCAGGCGGUGUGUUUCUGUUUUUACUGAAAAAACAUCCAAGUCUAACAUUGGAAGAGCACAAGUCUAUUUUUUCUGAUGAUCGACAGAGAACGAAUAAAUUGCGAAAAGAGAUGGAAGCUCUUUCGAGGGAUCGUAAGGUAGAAGAAUUGAAGAAACGUCUUAGUGAACAAGAGAAGGACUUACCGGCACUUAGUACACGCAAAGAGCAUUUCUUGUUAGGCUCUGAGUUGGAAAAUCAGUCUGGAAAUAUAUCGAAUCCACCACCUUCACCAGUGGGCAAUGAACAAAGUCCAGAUUACAAGACACAUGCCAUUAAUCAUGUACCAUCUGAUGCGGACACCGAUACUUCUCCGGAUAAGCCAUCAACGUCGGCAUCGGCAUUAGCGGCCUUAGCAUCACCGCCAAAAGAUCUAGUUGGUUAUGAAGAUGACUUCUUAGACGUUAAUUGCGGUGAAAUGGAUUUAUUUUAGAAUAAUUUGUAUACUUUCUGGACCAGAACCGUUAGGCGUAAUGUAUAGCAUCAUAUAGAAAGAAACUCACUAUUAUAACAAACAACGUAAAUACAUUAUAAACGUACUUUUAUACAUAGAUAAUUAAGUAAACUGCAUAUACAAUAUAUAGAUAUGUAUAUAUAUGUAUAUAUAUAUAUAUAUAAUAUAUGUAUACACAUGUAGAUCAGAAAUAUGAAAUAUUGCUGAAUAACAUUGCGUCGUUCUACAAUACAAAAAGUAAUUUAUUGCAAAACAUAAAUAUAACACUAAUAAAAUGAUGAUUGAAAACCCAA